Messenger RNA from Callorhinchus milii (elephant shark), 759 nucleotides. RefSeq names its product trypsin-like. NCBI's taxonomy places the organism in Eukaryota, Metazoa, Chordata, Chondrichthyes, Chimaeriformes, Callorhinchidae. Bases 1 to 759 code for a protein of 252 amino acids. The transcript has 5 exons. Gene Ontology annotation, molecular function: serine-type endopeptidase activity. The record is from RefSeq and is a predicted model, not a curated record. Gene Ontology annotation, biological process: proteolysis.
AUGGGAGUUCUGGUACGCGCCAGACUGCUCUUCCUGCUGUCUCUGUCCAUGGCACAAGCAGCCUUGGACGACAGGAUCAUCGGUGGCUACUUCGUGACUCCGCAUGCCAUCCCCUACCAAGUCUCCCUGAGAGGACUAAGAGGACAUUACUGCAGUGGGACCUUAAUCCACCCGUCCUGGGUGCUGUCGGCAGCACAUUGUUUCAGGUCGAGGAAUAUGGAGGUGGUUGCUGGCGAGCACACUUUGUACAAGUCGGGGGAGAACGAGCAGAGGUUCAGGGUUGUGAGGAUCAUCGUUUACCCCUAUUACGACCCCUCCACCUUCAACCACGACAUCAUGCUUCUGAAGCUGGACGGAUCGGUGGUGCUGAACGCCUUCAUUCAACCCGCCGUGAUGCCAACCACCCGUCACAUCGUGGCCUCGUACACCAUGUGCACCGUCUCUGGCUGGGGCCUCACCAGCCUCAGCAGUUACCGUCUCUCCAACGUGCUCAAGGCUGUGAAGGUCCCAAUCGUCCCCAGGUACAAGUGCAAUGCCGCCUCCUCGUAUGCUGGUAAAGUCACCCACAACAUGCUGUGUGCGGGGAGCAGAGGCAAAGACUCCUGUCAGGGAGAUUCUGGAGGGCCUUUGGUAUGUAAUGGAAUUCUUGAAGGAAUCGUGUCCUGGGGGAUCAGCUGUGCACAUUAUAAGUAUCCUGGCAUUUACACCAAAGUAACCAAUUAUUAUAAGUGGAUAGGCAGAAAAAUACGGAAAUGUUGA